Molecule: messenger RNA, 1904 nt
Organism: Triticum urartu
Lineage: Eukaryota; Viridiplantae; Streptophyta; Magnoliopsida; Poales; Poaceae
Product: pachytene checkpoint-like protein
Biological process (GO): reciprocal meiotic recombination; meiotic recombination checkpoint signaling
Cellular component (GO): chromosome; nucleus
Molecular function (GO): ATP hydrolysis activity; ATP binding
Source: RefSeq, a predicted model, not a curated record
CUCUCACAGCCUCCUUCCCCCAAAAAAAUCUCCCAUUCCUCCACGGCUCCGCCUUCCCCUCCCCUCCCUAAACCCAAAACCCUAGAACCUUCUCCAUUCCGCUCCCUCGCGGAGCCUGGCCACCAUGAGCGCUCCCAUGGAGAUCUCCUUCGACCCCCACCCUUCUCAUCCCGCCCCGCCCGCCUUCCCCUCCAGCCCACCCCUGGAGCCCGCAGCCGCCGCCACCCCUCCCGCGGUCUCGUCCUCGCCGCAGCCGACGGCGGAGGCCGUAGUCGCGCCCACCCCGCCAGACGACAAGGUCCUCGUCUCAGUUGAGGUGUUGCUGCACGCCACGAGUACGGCUCGCGCCGAGGACGUCCGAACGGCGGUCGAGAGGAUGUUAGAAUCUCGAAGUUUAAGCUAUGUCGAUGGUCCUGUUCAGAUACCUCCAGACAAUUCUUUUCUUCUUGAACAUGUCAAAAGGAUCCAAAUAUGUGACACUGAUGAGUUGAUUGAGAACCACAAAAUCCUGUUGUUUUGGCAAGUCAAACCUGUUGUUCAUGUAUUCCAGUUGAAUGAGGAUGGUCCAGGUGAAGAACCAAGUGAAGACGACACACUCUCUAGCUUCAAUGAGUGGGCUCUACCUGCCAAAGAAUUUGAUGGAUUGUGGGAAAGCUUACUAUAUGAAGUGGGUCUCAAGCAGAGGUUGCUGAGAUAUGCUGCUAGUGCUUUGCUAUUUACUGAAAGAGGUGUAGACCCAUGCCUUGUUUCAUGGAACAGGAUUGUACUUUUACAUGGUCCACCUGGAACAGGAAAGACUUCAUUAUGUAAAGCACUAGCUCAGAAGCUUUCUAUUCGCUUCAAUUCAAGGUAUUCUAUGUGCCAACUAAUUGAAGUCAAUGCCCAUUCAUUGUUCAGCAAGUGGUUUUCUGAAAGUGGGAAACUGGUAGCUAAACUUUUCCAGAAGAUUCAGGAGAUGGUGGAGGAAGAAAGCAACCUGGUAUUUGUAUUGAUCGAUGAAGUUGAAAGCCUUGCUGCUGCCAGACAGGCUGCCAUAUCUGGUUCUGAGCCUUCAGACUCCAUUAGGGUGGUAAAUGCCUUGCUAACACAAAUGGACAAACUGAAGGCUUGGCCAAAUGUUAUCAUUUUGACGACAUCAAAUAUCACCACAGCUAUCGAUAUUGCAUUUGUUGACAGGGCAGACAUCAAGGCAUACGUCGGACCCCCUACUCUUCAAGCACGCUAUGAGAUUUUGAGAUCAUGCAUAGAUGAACUCUUCCGAGUAGGAAUUCUUACAUAUCCUCAGGGUGGUGAUUUGCCUUGCAUUCUGAGCUAUUCAACCCUGAAAGAGAAGUUGCACUGUCCUGAGGCUGCAGAACCCCAUACACUUCAUCUCUCCAAAUUACUGCAUGAAGGCGCAGAACUGUGCGACGGAUUGAGCGGAAGAUCAUUGAGAAAACUUCCUUUCCUGGCACAUGCUUCUGUUCCCAACCCUUCGUGCUGUGACGCUGCUUCUUUCAUGCACACGCUGAUACAGACCGCGCGAAGAGAGCUCUUGGAAUCACGCGGAUGAUUCCUCGCGUAUUGCUUGGAGGAGCAAAUGGUUAACGGUUGGAUACGAGUACCUUGCCACUGAUAUGAUGCAUAGUUUGAGCUAAUUCGAAGUCUGUUGUUCUGAGAUACAAGCAAAUCCAUUCCAUUUCUAGGUCUAGAGAAGUAGGAAGUCCAGGAUAUAGGUGCCGUUGCUGUUGCAUUACUUUUGGUUCUCCUGUAAAUUGUUACGGUGGGAUGCACUACACCUCGAGGGACGCCGCAUUACUACCUACAUACGUGAAGUUUCUCUUUUGCGGGGAUUUACCUACAUGAAUGCCAUACAUACUUCGGUGACUUGAUCAGAUCUGUUUCUGGUCAUUGGAACUUGAAAA